Messenger RNA from Ceratitis capitata (Mediterranean fruit fly), 1350 nucleotides. It is a transcript of the gene aln, whose product is annotated as protein FAM69C. The transcript is spliced from 7 exons. Lineage: Eukaryota; Metazoa; Arthropoda; Insecta; Diptera; Tephritidae. The coding region runs from base 118 to 1263 and encodes 381 amino acids. The record is from RefSeq and is a predicted model, not a curated record.
CAAAGUAGAACCUAAGGAAAACGGGUACGCCUAAGAGCAAAACAAAAACGGAUGGGGCAGAAAAAACCAGCUCGGAUAAAGAAAAACAAUUAGUAAUAUACAAUUUUGGACACGAAGAUGUACAAAAAAAUACUCCCCAUACUCCGACAAAGGCAUAAAAUUACGGUCAAUACACUUUGGAGAAUAGCCAUAGCCUCUUUCCUGAUAGUGCUUUUACUUAGUAUUCUGCUGUUUUAUGUCGCUCUACUGUGUGGUGACUUCUUAACCAGAGACAUACGUUCCGACGCGUGUGAAGCUUAUGCAGAUCAGAUAUAUAGCGAACCUUACUGUGAAGAACUCUGCAGUGGUAAGGACACACUGCAAAAUGUCAAAUGCGUUUAUGAGUCUCCACAUGCAGUCACCGCGGAGCGAAAUGGACAUCUUAUCGCUAUACAUUAUCCGGAUGAACCAAGCAAAAGCCUGUCAUGGCGAAGCAGUGGGUUGACACUGGACUAUCCAAAAAAAUCGGAAUUUUACAAUAUUCUUAAACUGCAUCUUUUGAUCAAUUACAAUGUCACACUGAAAGAUAAAAAGUCCAUAUUCCCAUACACCGAAGCUAUCGAUGAAAAUAAAUACAAAGAAAUGGAAGCAUACUGGAUGCUUUUCAAUUGGAAUGAUUAUGUAAUGUUUAAACUGUUUGAGGACGAAGAAAUAUUUCCAAAAAUACUGGGUAAUUGUGGACCAUUUUUCAUAUCGGAGCGUUUGACUGUAAGAGAAAAUAACCGGAACUAUGAAGCACUCAAAAAACGACGGUAUUUCGUGAAAUUCUUGGAGUACGUUCUGCGUUUGGAGGCAAUGAAACCGGAUCCAUUGAAAAUCUGUAACAUGAAAUUAAACAAUUUCGGCUUAACAAAGGAUUUAAGACUCAAAGCACAUAACGCCAAAUUCAUUAAAUUGGAGAGCCAACUGAACAAACAGCUAGCGAAUGGUGACGAUUGUACAACGGAUGAAGAUUGCAAAUGGCAUGAUUGCCUCGGUGUAUGCGAUCAGGAGAAGCGCAUCUGCAAUGCAGCGCAAAAGAAUAACAAUUUAAAGUUGCUCUGCGAUUAUGUUCGCGUGCACCCGACAGCUUUUCCCGAGUUGCUGGCAAAACCGUUGCAAAUCGAUUGGCAGCUAUAUGCGCAGCAUUGCUGGCAAUGGAAUGGCACAAAAGCGGAAGAUUUUGCAAACCGAGCAAACGGAAGAAGUGGAAAUGUAGUAGAAAAAAGUAGUAGUUUUUCUUAAGUAGUAUUUUUUUAUAUAUAUAUACUCGUAUUAUAUAUAAAAGUAAAACGUAAUUGCAGCCAAACGUACAAAUUACAUUUAUACAUA